Messenger RNA from Chaetomium fimeti, 2256 nucleotides. Its product is annotated as fungal-specific transcription factor domain-containing protein. Gene Ontology annotation, cellular component: nucleus. NCBI's taxonomy places the organism in Eukaryota, Fungi, Ascomycota, Sordariomycetes, Sordariales, Chaetomiaceae. Bases 1 to 2256 code for a protein of 751 amino acids. The record is from RefSeq and is a predicted model, not a curated record. The transcript has 5 exons. Gene Ontology annotation, biological process: DNA-templated transcription; positive regulation of transcription from RNA polymerase II promoter by galactose. Gene Ontology annotation, molecular function: zinc ion binding; RNA polymerase II cis-regulatory region sequence-specific DNA binding; DNA-binding transcription factor activity, RNA polymerase II-specific.
AUGCAAACGUGGGAGCAGACACAGAACGAGCAGCAAACCGGGGACUCGUCCAUGUCGGGGAUGACAACACAACUGCCGAUAUCCAUGCCCGCGCCGGAUCAUGUCCGACAAGGCUCCUUCCACCACACCUUCAAGAGGUUGCCAAACCGUAACAAUGCGAACGGGUUAUCCGAGGAGACCAACAUCUACACCGAAACUCGGAUGUUGCAGGACCAAACUGGACGUCUUCUCUACAUCGGAGACGCGUCCACCCUGUCCAUCCUCCAGCUGAUCCGCAUCGUUGUUGAGAAUACAGCUGGGGCGGAUAUGGGCUCACCCUUCAUCGAUGAUCCUAAGAGGCAUCGCAUACUGGAGAGCAUCAUUGACUUUCCCGACAACGUGCGGCUCCCCAGCCCCUUGCCAGACAAGGAAACUGCCGACGUCCUCAUAACGUCCUACUUCACGAAUACCUGCGGUUUGAUCGAAAUCCUGGACAGGACUGCAUUUCUUAGGUUAGUCGAGGAGUGCUAUAGCGACCCUCCGUCCGCUAGAAAUGACUUCCUCUGCAACCUAUACCUCGUCCUGGCCCUUGGUCUACUAUUGGCUGCGCCCGCUCCAGGGAGUCGCGAGGAAGCUGUCGUGCAGAAACAGCUUACUGCACAGCCAGACAGGGCAGAGCUUUUCUUCCGGAGCGCCAGGUCCAUGUGCGACCCCGGCGCCGGCUUUGAGGAUGCCGAUUUCUGGUCCAUCCAGUCAUUGUCAUUGAUGACCCUCUACAUGCUGAUAGUCUCCAAGAGGAACAGAGCUUAUGCAUACUUGGGAAUGGCCGUCCGCUCUGCAUUCGCCCUCGGCCUGCAUCGGGAGGAGACGAUGCGAGACGUUAUUUUCACGCCGGCCGAGAUGAGGGUGAGGAGAAACUUGUGGAAGACGCUGUUCAUUCUCGACCGCUUCUUGGCCGCUACGUUGGGGAGACCUACUGCCAUUUCAGAGGACGAUUGUUCGUGCAAUAUCUUGCCGCGCAAUGAUACGGCCGAUGCCCACGGUAUAAGCGGACUCGGUUUUGACCACAUCCAUGCGAGCAGUCUGGAUGCCUGUGUCGAGACGUCUCAUGUCAUCGGCGUGACGCUCAAGGUCUUCUCGCGCAGGAAGAUCUCGACCACCAAAGUCCAAGAGAUAAUCAACAUGUCCAGGAACUGGGACCAAGCCUCUCGCGCCCAGCCAUAUAGGCGACAUUCUGGUGGUGGCGCGGCAAAUCCGGCCCACGGAGUAGCCUCCCUUCACGUCAGCCUCCUGUCGUUGCAUUCGCUCAUACUCCUCACCCGGCAGCUGUUCGUUAUGCACAAUUGGAUGCUCGUGGAGGAACGGUCGGGCAUCAAGAAAUCGCCUCAAAUUCGCGAGUCGUCUAUGGCGAGGUUUUCAGAAGCUUGUGUUGUCGCUUCCUACCGGACAAUCGAGCAGGCUCGCUGCGCAUGGGAAGACGGUUACCUCCCACGCAGGAACCCUUUUGUUAUAUACUUUAUCUUCGCAGCAAGCCUGGUGAUUCUCAUGAAUCAGUUCUCGUCGCUGUAUUACACGGACGAAUAUAACGAUACCAUGCAGGAUGCGUUGGGAAUCAUGGCGCAUUGUGCCGAAAUCGAUCCACAGGCGGAACGCGUUCACGAUAUCAUCACGAGGUUCUCAGAAGUGGUCAGCAAUUGGACCAAGGACCAUGCUUAUCCUGCACCGAAGCUAUCGGACGACUUUAGCUGUCUCUACAACCAAGCCCCUCGCCCAGGGCCGGCCUCAGAACACCCACACCCGGGGCUCGCAAUCAGCACGAACAUGCAAAGGCGAAACCCUUCCCAGGCCGUCGAUGGGCCGGAUCCGGGACUGUUGACUCCGCCGUCAAUACCGAAAAUGCCACUACUAGGCAUAUUAUCUACGCAAGCUCCCAGUACGGCACUUGACGCAAGAGCGAAUGGCAUGAGCCCGCCGUUUAUCCCCCACGCCACCCUCGCCGGCGGCCGGUCGAGCGUUUCAGCCCACUCGUCAAUCGCGAGCUCGGAACCGCUUAGCGGAAACAUCGAGUUCGAAUUCGACGGUCUAUGGAACAGCUUUAUCAACCACCUCCCGCCCGUCUCCUCAGUGGCCCCAAACAUCAGCAAUAUUGCCAUGCAGUUCCCACCACCAGUCAUCGGUGCGCCAACAGAACCGUACGGUACGUAUUUACGUUUUAUAAACCCCCAGAGUUUCGUCCAGGGGGGUAUCCGCUUCUCCGUCCGUACAGGUCUUAGCUGA